AUGGAUGUGCGCGCACGAUUGGCCAAUGGCGACCUUUGGGCCAAAUUUCAUUCCAACACCACUGAAAUGGUGGUGACAAAAACUGGAAGGAAAAUGUUCCCCAAAUUGGAGUACAUAAUAGAAGGGCUGGAUCCGAAUCACGCCUAUGGUCUCGUCCUUCAAAUUGAACAAGUCGAUGACAACAGGUACGUCCGUUCUACAUUUUUAGCACCCUCUUUAUCAUUUUCUUCAUGCUUCGCUUGCCCUUUCUGCUUCCCUACCCUAACGACUUUUCUAGUAUGGAGGUACAAUAGAAACAAGGUUUUUGAUUGA
This is a messenger RNA of Cooperia oncophora, 312 nucleotides long. NCBI's taxonomy places the organism in Eukaryota, Metazoa, Nematoda, Chromadorea, Rhabditida, Trichostrongylidae. The record is from the annotation of a GenBank genome assembly.